Acaulospora colombiana is the source of this 367-nucleotide messenger RNA. The record is from the annotation of a GenBank genome assembly. NCBI's taxonomy places the organism in Eukaryota, Fungi, Glomeromycota, Glomeromycetes, Diversisporales, Acaulosporaceae.
AUGACGAGCCUUGCAGAAGAGUCAUUCUCAAAAGAAGCUUUCAAUUUUUCCAAGUACCUUAUUGAAAGGACGCCAAACGAAUGGAAUGAGCUUGACUUCCUUAAUUGGCUGAAUGGAGUGAUGAGCUGUUUUGCACGAAUUUACCACUUAAAGACCGAAAAACAAGAUGGCAUGGUCGGUUUAGGAAAGCAGUGGAGAAUGUUAGAUCUCGGUGUAAAACCAUACCGCUACAGAGACAUGGCUCAGUCCGUAUGGUUAGCCGUUUUUGGCAUACAGUAUGUUGUAACCGAACAGGCCAGUAUAGGAAGCUCGGGUUCAGGACAUCUCUGUAACCGUACCGUUAUAGAGACAUGGCUUAGUCCGUAUG